Molecule: messenger RNA, 2737 nt
Organism: Larimichthys crocea (large yellow croaker)
Lineage: Eukaryota; Metazoa; Chordata; Actinopteri; Sciaenidae
Product: rho GTPase-activating protein 19
Exons: 11
Coding region: 74-1486 (470 amino acids)
Biological process (GO): regulation of small GTPase mediated signal transduction; signal transduction
Cellular component (GO): cytoplasm
Molecular function (GO): GTPase activator activity
Source: RefSeq, a predicted model, not a curated record
GUGCUUAUAUUUCAGCCAAUCACGGCGCUGUGGGCGGGACUAAAGAUGAACCAGCGGAAGAUUCAAAACGAAGAUGGCGGCUGAAAAUGAUCCUCAAAACAAUCACAAACUGGGCAGAAGGGGGACAAAGUGCAGCGUCUUCAUCAGCCAGGAGAAGCCAGACGCGAGCCAGCCUGUUAUUUUUAACCCAGACUUCUUUGUGGAGAGGCUGAGACACGAACAUCCUCAAGUGUUCACGGAGCUGGUGCUUAGCAACAUCACUCGACUCAUAGACCUGCCCGGGGCCGAGUUUGCCCAGCUCACCGGAGAGUCUGAGCCCAGGCUGCCCAGCGCCGGCGGCUUCCUGCGCUCCUUCAACUUCCUGAAGCGGAAAGAUAAAGGAGUGGUUUUUGGUGCACCAUUAACUGAAGAAGGAAUAGCACAGAUCUAUCAGCUCAUUGAAUAUCUGAGUAAAAACCUUCAUGCGGAGGGGUUGUUCCGUGUGCCAGGCCACAGCCUAAGACAGGCAGCCCUGAGGGAGAUGCUGAAUGCUGGAGCAGAGAUAGAUCUUGAGACAGGCGAUUUCCACCCCAAUGAUGCUGCUACAUUGCUCAAAGUCUACCUGGGAGAGCUGCCAGAGCCUCUGCUCACGCACAGACACUAUCAUGCUCACCUGAAGAUUGGAGAGUUGACUCGAUUUGAUGAUAAGGGGGAUAAGACGAAUGUGCCUGAUAAGGAACGUCAGAUUGAGGCAUAUCAGCUGCUUUUCAUGCUGCUCCCACCAGCUAAUCGCAGCCUGUUGAAGCUGCUGCUGGACCUACUGUACCACACUGCUCGCAACCAGCACAUCAACAAGAUGUCUGCUAUCAAUCUAGCCACAAUGUUUGCUCCACACAUCAUCUGGCCCAAAAAUGUGAUGGCAAGUGAUCUGCAAGGAAACAUUGAGAAACUCAAUCAAGGCAUAGCAUUCCUCAUCAGGCACUCACAAAAGCUUUUCAAGGCACCCACAUAUAUCAAAGAAUACACCCGCUUAUACUUCACAGGAUCAAAAACUGUUCAAUCAAAGGAUGACUUGACACUCUGUUCUCGGAUUAGAGAUGGGCCCAUGUCUGCAAUACCGCCUGCCUCCCCUUCUCCUUCCAUGACAACAAUCGGAGGAGAUGUCAGCAACACCUGCACCAACCGGUCAUCUGAGUCUGAGAGCUAUACUGAAUCUGCUCUCAGAGAGCUGUACCAACAGGUCAACAACAUGCCCGAGUCUGCCAAAAAGAAGAAACUCAUCAGACAGUUUGAAAAGCAGCACUUGCAGUCGCCUUUGGCUGAGCCUCGGACACCGUUCAGCAGAAAACAUUGGCGUUCACGCUCUCUUGGUGGAAUUAUCAAGAGGAAGGUUUUAGGAAGCCAAGUAUUGACAGAGAAGGAAAACAGCAGACUGCAGAGUCCCAGUGGUUCAGUUGAUGGCCAACGAAGAGAAAAGACCAGCUGUGGAGGAGUCAUCCAGGAUUAACCAUCUUUGUGCUCUUGAAGCAGCUAACAUCAGUUUGACUGUUAUUUCAGAGGUAUCUUCUUGAGGUGUGGACACAAACUAAGCUUGUUUUGACACCCCAUUUACGUCUGUACACAGCUUUCAAGUUUAAAUCCUAAAGGUUCGUAAGAUAUCAAGGAAAUCACCAGAUGAUUGGUUGACAUGCUUUAUCUUUAACCAGUGUACAAUUUCUUCAUUCAUUUCUUUCAGCCCACACAAAUGUGUUGUUCAUUUGUGAAGUUCUGCAGGAUGCCGAUAUGUAUUUACACCAUUGAAUUAGUGACUAUUUAGCUUUAUCUUCAACUGGACGUGUUUAUUUAAUUUGCGAACCCACUUGUAUUUAUUUUUUAUUGGUCAUCUGGAGUCAUCUGGACCCAGUGCAAUCACAUCUAUGCUCUAUUAUGUUAAAUUUGUUAGUAAGUUUAGUUCAACUCACAGUCAGUGCAGACUGUUCAAGACUUUUAUUCGAAAAGGGUUUAAUUCAGAGAUGUGCCUUAAAGUGAAUAUAUCUUAAGUUACUGUAUAAUGCUUUUUUAUUAUUUUAAAUUGAUAUUUUUCCUUUAAUUUUCUGAUAGCUUUAAGCUGAAAGUUUUAAAAAGAAUUAAUUCACGUGUCAGUGAAGUAAGGGAGUGACGACUAAUAGAAGAUGGGAGAUAACGAGGCCAAAGGACCAGCUCGUGUAUAUAUCAUAUGAAAAUUAAUUAAUUCUGUUUCCACUUUAGCUCAAAUCCUGGGUGUCAACACUGUGAUACUUUAAACUACUGCUACUUUAACAUCCUGGUUUUGCAUCUUUAUAUUUUAGUUUUUCUCGGGCCAGUUUGGAUUCUUAUGCAACAUUGUAUACAGUUUAAUAGCUUUAUAUAUAUUUAUGUCUUUGCAGUUAUUCAGCUAUUUAGUGCAGGAUUUUUUAAAUUCAUUUUUUACGUUUUUAUUGUCUAUUUUUAUCUUUUUGGUUUGGUUAUUUGCAAAUGAAUAUGAAUUGUGAAUUGACUUCUAUUGUGGUUGUUAACCCAGGUGCAUUCUGGGAGAGUUUGAGCCAUUGCCACUUUUAAAGCCUCCUUGUUGUCUUACUCUUUCAGUAGCAGUUUCUACGUCCAUUGUCACUCUGCCGAGCUGUUACAAUUUAACCAUAAUGUGACAAUUUGGUCAACUUCAAUUGACCAUGUACACUGAUGAUAUUGAUGCUACUGUGAAGCUAUGCAAUUCACUGUAAUUAAAAGACAACAAGCUGCA